Ilex paraguariensis (yerba mate) is the source of this 1325-nucleotide messenger RNA. The record is from the annotation of a GenBank genome assembly. Lineage: Eukaryota; Viridiplantae; Streptophyta; Magnoliopsida; Aquifoliales; Aquifoliaceae.
AAACUUUUCCGCGCAUCGACGCGUGCGCGUCUAUAUUUCUCAACAGAGAAAGAGGGAGGGAGAGAGACAGAGAGGGAGAAUGGCGAAAUCUAGCGCAGACGAUGAGGAGCUAAGGCGAGCCUGCGAGGCGGCAGUUGAAGGUUCCAGACAGAAGAUCGUAAUGUCGAUCCGAGUCGCCAAGAGCCGCGGAAUCUGGGGCAAAUCCGGCAAAUUAGGCCGCGGUCACAUGGCCAGACCUAGGGUUCUUGCAAUUUCCACGAAACCAAAAGGUCAGCGGGUUACAGCUUUUCUUCGUGUCUUAAAGUAUUCUAAUGGAGGAGUUCUUGAGCCUGCAAAACUAUACAAGCUGAAACAUCUUUCAAAGGUGGAGGUUGUAACUAAUGACCCGUGUGAGUCAUGAUGACAUAAAGAUUACAGCAUCGCAGGCCAUAACAGGAACGUUUAAUUCUUUGGUAAAAUGACUGAACAACUUGUAGGGAUUUGAUAACCUUAGAAGCCAGAGUGUUGCCCCAUCCCAGUGGACCAUGCGUAAUAUUGAUGACAGGAACCGCCUUUUACUUUGCAUCUUAAACAUCUGCAAAGAUGUACUGGGCCGACUUCCUAAAGUUGUCGGUAUAGAUGUUGUGGAGAUGGCUCUCUGGGCUAAGGAAAACACACCCACAAUAACUAAGCAACGGGAUCUUCGAGAUUGGCCAGUUGCUGUUACAGUGACCGAAAGUGACCUGAAAGUGACUGUUGAAAGAGAACUUGUGUCUCAAGCAGAGGAAGAGGACAUGGAGGCUCUUUUAGGCACUUAUAUCAUGGGUAUUGGUGAAGCAGAAGCAUUUUCUGAGCGGUUGAAGCGAGAACUUCAAGCUUUGGAAGCUGCAAAUGUUCAUGCCAUUUUGGAAAGUGAGCCUUUAAUUGAUGAGGUACUGCAGGGGCUUGAGGCAGCCACAAACUGCGUUGAGGAUAUGGAUGAAUGGCUAAACAUUUUCAAUGUAAAACUUAGACACAUGAGAGAGGACAUUGAAUCGAUAGAGACUCGCAAUAACAAGCUGGAAAUGCAGUCCGUAAAUAAUAAAUCCUUGAUUGAAGAACUUGAUAAGCUCCUUGAAAGCUUGCGAAUUCCUUCAGAGUAUGCAGCAUGUCUAACAGGAGGCUCAUUUGAUGAAGCACGCAUGCUUCAAAAUAUUGAAGCAUGUGAGUGGUUAAAUAGUGCUUUACGCGGCCUUGAAGUGCCCAACUUGGAUCCUAGCUAUGCAAACAUGAGAGCAGUAUGCGCCUGUCUUGUUUUGGUUCUCUUUCUGAAAUUGCAUAAACAGAUUGUUAAUAUACUGCCUUAG